AUGAUCACGGACGCGACGGCGGACGAGGCGCGCACUGUCCAAUUCGAUGAAGAGGAUGCCCAAGACCAAGGAAGUGAGGAAGAUGUUGAGGAUGAGUAUGAGGAGAAAGCCGAGCCACUCGGCGAAGUCGACGAGUUGUCGCUGCAAGUUGGACGGAUGGGUACCCCACGUCCAGUUGUGCGCAACCUGGCGGCCGAGCUCGGCAAUGAUACGAACGACGAAGAUGAAGCCGCCGCUCAAGGGGAACGUCCGCCCCUGAUCCCAAGAGCGACGAGGAAUGCGGAUACGCCAAUGGCGAUGGCUCAGGCGAGAUGGCCGGUGCUGGGGCCCGAGCUGACUCAGCCGGUGAACAGCACCGACAUCAACCAACUAGUCGAAGACACGGUGCUGCUACUCAAGGCGAUGGGGUUCCGGUCCACGAGCCGACCCAACAGCCUGCUACUCGGCGAUUGGGACCUCAGCCGAGCUUCACGCUAUAUCCUUAAGUGGAAGCGUCGGUUGCGAACUAUUGCGAAACGAGUGGCUGAUACUCCGAAGACCGUCGAAGACCCCAGCAGGAUUCCCCUGCCAAAGACUCCCGAACGCAAGAGAGCCGAGGUGUUCCGCUCGACUGAGGGCACGCCGUAUUUUGAAGAUUCGUAUAUGAAGACGCCAACGCGUGGCAAGCAGCCAAGUGGUCGCUACGCUGAGUUAUUUGACGCUGCAGAUGCAGCCGAGUUCAGCGACAGCGACGAUGGACGCGAGUACCUGAACUCAGCUGAUGAGUCGUUGAAGGACGUCAUCAAGCACCUUAGCUUCGAUGACACUGAAAGCGAUCGGACGCAGUACUUGGAGGUUCGCACCCAUGCGUCCCUCGACGAGAUCCCUAUGUUCGAAGGCAAACGUUACCGACCGGAUGACUCUCACCAGUGGCUUAAGCGAUUCAUCUACGAGAUUAAAGGAACUCGGCUGGCGCAAGACCUCUGGUAUGAGCCAUUCUCGCUGAAGCUGGAGCGAGGCGCGAAGAGCUGGUAUCGCCAGCUCCCGAAGAAGACGCAACGGAAGUGGAGUCUGCUGACUGAGGCAUUCGCCGACUACUACUGUUCGCAGUUUGACCAGUCGGUACGAGCUCGCUAUUACUCGGCUCAGCGCAAGGACAACGAGCUAGUGUGUGACUUCCUCAUUCGUCUCAACGGAUAUGCGAAGUCGGCGAAAAUCCAGUACGAAGCCGGUGGAGCGGAUGCUGCUGACCAUGUGGAACACUUCGUGUUGCACUGUGGAGAUGAUGGCGUCAUGGAUCUGCUCUAUCCGCAACAGCUCACCGAUAUCAAGAAGGUCGAGAAGAUCAUCAACCAGAAGAUCCUGGGGGAGCGCCGGAAGAAACAGCGCGACCGUCUCAUCGGAAGCCGCAGCCGAGAUGCCAAGCGCACCGAUUCGCCAAGGCACUCGGAAGCUCGGCGGAGUGAGCCGCGCCGAGAUGACCGCCGAGACGACCGCUGGGAACGACGCAGAGAUGACCGCCGGGAUGACCGGCGAAGCCGACGCGACGAUGGUCGAGACCGCCGCCUAGCGACAGCGCUGCUGGAGGACGACCCGUACGAGCUGGCCGAGAGACGCCAAUCCAAUCGGCGAUCCAACCUCUACGACUCGGUCAGCGAUCAGAGCGACGGCAGCCAGCUGAGCUACUCCGACUCGGCUGUACACUCGGAAGACGGUUACAUCGACACCGGGUUCACCAGCGACCGCGACCUCGAGGAUACGAUCGGCGUGACCAGACUGGGCGGCGCAGGGACUCCCGUGAACGCCCUUCGUAUGGAUCUUGCGCUGCCUGCGGCGUUCUGCAAGCAAUUGCACGAUGUCGGUCAAUGCGAGCUGUUCCAGCGCUAUGAGAAGCUCGCCGCAUUUGUCAAGUCCAAUUCAGCUGAGCCGGCAGUAGAGGCGAACUUCGUGUUCGCCUUUGUGGGCAGGGAUCAGGCUGCGGUCGCGGAUCAAGAGGGUCUAUCGAGAGAUCUCAAGCGAUUGGAUAACGUCGACGCCCCGGAUCGACGACCAAUCUCGCAGAUCGAGGGCGGCCGAGGACAGAAGAGGACGGAUCGGCAGCGCACGGCAACUCGCACAGGUCAUCGAUCGGGAUCGAUCGUGGAUCGGGAGUCGAUCGCAGAUCAGGAGUCGAUCGUGGAUUGGGAGCCGAUCGUGGGUUGA
Molecule: messenger RNA, 2181 nt
Organism: Phytophthora sojae
Lineage: Eukaryota; Oomycota; Peronosporomycetes; Peronosporales; Peronosporaceae
Exons: 8
Coding region: 1-2181 (726 amino acids)
Source: RefSeq, a predicted model, not a curated record